Leptosia nina is the source of this 1578-nucleotide messenger RNA. The record is from the annotation of a GenBank genome assembly. NCBI's taxonomy places the organism in Eukaryota, Metazoa, Arthropoda, Insecta, Lepidoptera, Pieridae.
AUGCAAAUAACAUUGCUAAUUAUUAAUAUUAUUGUGGUGCAAGUGCAUAGUGAUAAGAUCGUGGAAGUGUUAAGGAUGCUGCGGUUCAUCCUACUAUUAUGUGCUGUGGUGGUAACAACAGCACACAAAGACCCGCACUAUAUGUCGGGUCGAACCACUAUGGUGCAUUUGUUUGAGUGGAAGUGGGAUGACAUAGCAGCUGAAUGCGAGAGAUUCCUGGGACCGAGAGGAUUCGGCGGUAUUCAGAUCUCACCGCCAAAUGAAAACUUGGCGAUUAGGUCCAGAAAUCGGCCGUGGUGGGAGCGGUACCAGCCUAUUUCUUAUCGCUUGGUCACGCGUUCUGGUAACGAACAACAGUUCGAAAACAUGGUACGAAGAUGUAAUAACGCUGGAGUAAGAAUAUACGUAGACGCCAUCAUCAACCACAUGACGGGAACUUGGGGCGAAAAUGUAGGCACGGGAGGCAGUACGGCUGACUUCAACAACUGGUACUACCCAGCGGUACCUUACGGACGUAACGAUUUCAACUCGCCCCAAUGUGUAAUUCAAGGGAACGAUUACCAGUGUUGCGCUGAUAGGGUACGGAACUGUGAAUUGUCCGGCUUGAAAGAUCUAAACCAAGGUUCCGAAUACGUCCGCGGCAAGAUUACCGAAUACAUGAACCGUCUCAUUGAUUUGGGUGUUGCCGGUUUCAGAAUCGACGCAGCUAAGCACAUGUGGCCUGGUGACCUGAGCGCUAUCUACAGCAGACUUAAUAACUUGAACACAAAUCAUGGAUUCUCACACGGCGCUCGCCCGUAUAUUUACCAGGAGGUAAUCGACCUUGGAGGUGAAGCUGUAAGCAGGAAUGAGUAUUCAUCUUUAGCUGCCGUUACUGAAUUUAAAUAUGGAAUGGAAUUAAGCCGAUGCUUUAAUGGACAGAAUCAACUUAGGUGGCUCGUCAACUUUGGGCCAAAUUGGGGUUUCCUAGCAUCCAACGACGCUCUCACCUUCGUCGAUAACCAUGACAACCAGCGUGGUCACGGAGCUGGUGGAAACAUUCUCACACACAAACGGGCGAAGCAGUACAAAGGUGCUAUUGCCUUUAUGUUAGCCCAUCCUUAUGGCAGACCACAAUUGAUGAGCAGUUUCAGCUUCCACGACACAGAAGCCGGACCACCAAUGGAUUCCAAUGGAAAUAUCAUCUCACCGGCAAUCAAUUCGGAUAACACUUGUGGUAAUGGCUGGGUGUGUGAACACCGCUGGCGCCAGAUCUAUCAGAUGGUGGCUUUUAGAAACGUAGCUGGUAACACUGGUAUCAAUGAUUGGUGGGACAACGGCAGUAACCAGAUCGCCUUUUGCCGUGGUGGUCAGGGCUUCGUCGCCUUCAACAAUGACAACUGGGACUUGAAUACUAACUUACAGACUUGUCUCCCAGCGGGCAGAUAUUGUGACGUCAUCUCAGGCGAGAAACGUAAUAAUGGCUGCACAGGCAAAGUGAUAACUGUUGGGGGUGAUGGUCGAGCUCAGAUCGUUCUUGGAGCCAACGACUAUGACAUGGCACUAGCAAUUCAUAGAGGACAAGAUUCGCGACUGUAA